Messenger RNA from Anas platyrhynchos (mallard), 4274 nucleotides. RefSeq names its product scavenger receptor cysteine-rich domain-containing protein DMBT1-like. NCBI's taxonomy places the organism in Eukaryota, Metazoa, Chordata, Aves, Anseriformes, Anatidae. The record is from RefSeq and is a predicted model, not a curated record. Gene Ontology annotation, biological process: cell-cell junction maintenance. Gene Ontology annotation, cellular component: membrane.
GUAUUGGGUAAAAAUCCAUAGAAAACCUGACUUAAAGCAUCCACCUUUGGCAUUCAUCACCACCUCUCAUUGCUCAACCUGGAUACGAGCAGAGCUUUUUUCAUGAGACUUGAUGAGAAUUGAAUUAAGCUGCUGUGAGGGCCCUGUUCUCCCAUGCAAAGAGCAUGACAAUAUCAACGUAGCAAAACCACCCUCUCCAAAAUGCUGGAUCCUGGAGCUUCAGAAAGCUGACUACGAAGCCCCAGAUGUAGGAGGGCAGCCAAGAACCUGUUGCUUCACUUUCUCUUCGAGCUCCUGGGCAGCCUGGGCAGUGUUGUAUUUGGAAGCUGCACCCUGUGCAUGUAAAGCAAACUCUCGAUCUGAGCCAUGCCAGCACGAAACAAGUCCCCUUUGUUUCGUAAGAGUUUGUUGGAUGUCUCUAAGGCACGUAUUGAUGAGGAAGACAAGUGCCCUUCUCUCUGCCAAGCCUGCACGGAUUAAUCCAGGCAUCAGGUGAAAUGCUUUCCUAAGGCUGGGAAGUAAGAAAGCUGGAAAUUUCAGCCCUCAGCCUUCCGUUUCAGUACGAGACUGAAAAUUAACAAUUUUCAAAGGCCCAAUUAAUCUGAAAACGCAGGCUAGAACUUGUGCAGUCUGGAGGGAUGUCUGGCAUUGAGUUUUGAAAAAAAGCAUUUUGUUUUCUAGCAGCCAAGGCUGUCCAUUGCUCCAAUGAUGCUUUUAGUUACAGGCACUCUCCUGCCCAGGGCUGCAAUGGGGCUACAGCCACCCAGCUGGGGACACCUGGGUCCAGCAGACAUGAGGGGACGGGGUGCACAACAGACACCUGCAUCCAUUUCAGGACAGGGGAGAAACUGAGAGGUGAAAGAAACCUGCCAUUGUUUCCACUUGGUAUCAGUAAUUUUCUCCCUGGUUGCACGCAGCCGGUUCCUCCUGAACCAGUGGCUGCCAUUGGGUCUGGUAGGGGGAGGGUUUGGCCAGUGUUUCCAUAGAGGAGAAGGGAUUGAAAUGAUAAUUAAGGUAACCAAAAAAUCAAGCUAUUAAAACAAAGUCUUGCCAAAAAAAAUCAGGAGGAUGUUUUUAAAAGUUAAAAGCAUCUCCAUUGUAUGAAAUCAUGAAUGUACUUAGAAAAAAAAAUAAGGCUGAUCAAGCUACAGAACACACCCCUUUAUAUCUACACAUUUAUAAAUUCUGAAACACUUUAUCAGCAUUAUAGGAGCGCAGUUAAAAUGAAACCCAUGCUGACCAUUGUGUGGAUGCUACUGCUGCAUGGAGGGGGUCUGCAGGCGUCAGAAUUCUCCCUGAGGCUGGUGAAUGGGCAGAACAGAUGUCAGGGCCGUGUUGAAGUGUUAUACAACGGAGUCUGGGGAACAAUUUGUGACGACUCCUGGGACAGAAGAGAUGCUGACGUGGUGUGCGGUCAGCUCGGGUGCGGCAGAGCCACCGCGGCCGUGGGAGAAGCCCUCUUUGGUGAAGGCACAGGAGAAAUCCUCCUGGACGAAGUGCAGUGCCAAGGGAAUGAAGCUUUUCUCUGGCAGUGCUCCCAUGACGGGUGGUUCGCCAAUGACUGCUUUCACCAGGAAGAUGCCGGUGUCAUCUGCGGAGCUUCUUUGAUGUCUGAAGUUCCUGGUAAUUUUCCUGACUUGUCCCUGAGGCUUGUGAAUGGGAGGAACCGAUGCGAGGGCCGUGUCGAGGUCUAUUACCAGGGCAGCUGGGGCACCGUCUGCGAUGACUCCUGGGACCUGAGGGAUGCUGAGGUCGUCUGCAGCCAGCUGGGGUGCGGCAGGGCUCUUUCUGCCCCUGGAAAUGCCAAUUUUAGUCAAGGCUCAGGAGAGAUCCUUCUGGACGAUGUGCGGUGUAAUGGGAACGAGGCUUACCUCUGGGAGUGCCCCAGCAGAGGGUGGUUGGUCCACAACUGCGUGCACGUGGAAGAUGCCAGCGCCGUUUGCUCAGCUUCCACAGGAUCUGAAACGACAGCUUCUACAGGAACUGAAAUACCUGAAGUGUCCUUGAGGCUGAUAAAUGGUAGAGACAGGUGUGAAGGUCGUGUGGAAGUCUACUACAAAGGAAGCUGGGGGACGGUCUGUGAUGACUUCUGGGACAUAAAUGAUGCACAGGUCGUGUGCAGGCAGCUAGGAUGUGGAGAAGCUCUUUCUGCACUGGGAAAUGCCCACUUCUCUCCAGGACUAGGGGACAUUCUCCUGGAUGAUGUGCAGUGCCUUGGAAGUGAAUCUUACCUGUGGGAAUGCUCUCAUAGAGGAUGGUCAACACAUAACUGCGGGCACAGAGAAGAUGCUGGUGUGCGUUGCUCAGCUUCUAGGGGAGACAGAACUCCUGAAAUGUCUCUGCGGCUGGAGAAUGGUGAUAAUCAAUGUGAGGGGCGUGUCGAAAUUUUUUACAAAGGACAAUGGGGAACAGUCUGCGAUGAUUUCUGGGAUAUCAAUGAUGCUCAGGUCGUUUGCAGACAGCUUGGGUGUGGCGAGCCCAUGUCGGCACCAGGAGCUGCCCAGUUUGGGGAAGGCUCUGGAGUUAUUUUCCUGGAUGAUGUACAGUGCAGAGGCAAUGAAUUUUACCUAUGGGAAUGCUCCCACAAUGGUUGGUCAAUACAUAACUGUGGCCACAAUGAAGAUGCCAGCGUUGUCUGCUCAGGGCCUGCAGCAUAAGCAGAAUGGAUAAAGAUUUGCAUUGCCUUUAACGCUUGUAAAUUUCUGAGGCAUCUAAAGAAAUCUCAGCAGGCACUUUCACCUUACAGAUCUGUGAAGUCUCCAUGAGAACGGGAUUUCUCAAUGUGGAGUAAUGAGGAAAGCUUCUUUCCAAUCACUUUUAUCUGUUGCAAACUCAAAGUCUCAGUGAUUGCAUCCGCUACCUGCCUGACACUCCCAAAGCUGACUCUUGUGACUUCUGUUUUCAGCCUUUAGUUCACAUAGCAGAAUAUAAGCUGUUUCUACUCCUUCUGCUCUAUAAAGUCCACUACGAUUUGGUGUACCCAGUAAGAAAACUUUGAGACAAACAAAGUUUGUCUCAAAAGAGGUUUGACACAGGAGAUUUGACACAGGAGACUUGUUCAGUCUGGAGUCAGAAAAGGAUGACGACCUUCCUCCAUUGUAGAGAUCUACUUGGCACACCUAUGUCCACAACAGUCCCCUCUCUUGGAGAGGACAGAGAAGUAGUGCUUGUGGUGUUCUCCCACCACUCCAUGCCUCUGAUUCCUGUAUCUGAAGAGAUAAAAAUGGCUCCAUUGCCAUCCAUCGCAGGCUGCUGGCCUCAGCCACAGAACCAGAACAGUUCUGGGUUGAGACUGAGGAUCCUCUGGAGAUGUGAAGUUUGAACACUGCUACCCUUACAUACUUUUCACUUUAGCUGAUGGUGCUGUUUACUCAUGCCAAACACUCUUUAGAAAACGAUAUAUUUGUAUAAUCCAUCUAACAAUAAAUCUUUCCUCCAGUAAUCUCACCCCAUUCUGUUGGAAAUGCAUUGUUCUUGUGCUCUAAUUCUCUUUUCAUGCUUGCAAACAGUCAGACAUUCAAAUAAACACAAAGCCUGAUUACAACCUGAUCUAGUAGAAACAUUUCCAGCGACAGAGAAUCAACACAGAUCACUCUAAUACAUGGACUGAAGAUAGUCAGAUGUAUUUUCUUUACAUACCUAAGGUGAACGUAUUAAAUGAUGUGACUAUAAGAUAUAAUCAGUUAGUAAUAAAUGCUUUCAUUGCACAAUAUUGAUUAUUACUCAUCCUUUUUUUCCAUACCAAGACUCUGACUGCAUUCGUUGUCCAAAUGUCACAGUUAAACAGGACACCUGCUUUUCCACAUCACGCCUGUGGAAAGCAGAGUCACCCCUUGCCAGCCUCUCACAACCAACCCCCAACCAAUGUGGUUUUCUUUGGCAAAUGGGGCGGGAGACAGUGUCACUCCAACAUGUCCCACUGAAACACUCUUUGUUGGUCACUUAAUAGGUGCUACACCAACUGCAACUUUGUUUGGAUAGCUUUACAUGUGAAUGACUGCAUUGUCAAAUUAAAAAAGAAAAAAACAAUCAGUGUACAAACAAAAGCAACCUACGCUUUUCUUUUACGUCCAGUUUUUCCUUUUACUUCCCAGCCACUGAUGACUCAUGCAGGAAAGUUUUGCUAAUUAAUUGAUGUAGUUAGACUGAUUAAUUCUUAUUAUUUAUUUUUCUAGUAAUUCAUUUUUGCUCUUUUGUUAACAGUUCAUUUCAUUAUCUGUCAUUAGUAGCUAAUAAAGAAAAGGUAGGGCAACAUCAGUUCUAUUUAUCAUUAU